This is a messenger RNA of Exophiala spinifera, 1023 nucleotides long. RefSeq lists its product as uncharacterized. The record is from RefSeq and is a predicted model, not a curated record. Lineage: Eukaryota; Fungi; Ascomycota; Eurotiomycetes; Chaetothyriales; Herpotrichiellaceae. The transcript has 3 exons. The coding region runs from base 1 to 1023 and encodes 340 amino acids.
AUGACACGCCUGGCUCCGUACCUCGAACAGCACAGACCCGAAACCCUCAAUGGUCCAGGGGACGCCCGGCCAACAGCCGCCCAGGUCGUCGAGGAUCAAGGACUCGUAGCAAGUCCCGAAUGGAGUGGCAGGGUCAUUCUCGUUACAGGGUGCUCGCCAGGAGGUCUCGGAGCCGACACCGCCAAAGCUCUUCAUCUGACCAGUGCGGACGUCUACAUCACCGCCAGGGACAUCGCCAAGGGUAAGCAGGUUGCCGAUGAGAUCCUAGCGGACGGCAAGCCGGGAAAGGUCUCUGUGAUCGACAUGGACUUGGGGUCAUUGGCGAGCGUCCGAGCCGGAGCGGAAGAAUUUCUCCGCCAGAGCGAAGGCAAGCUCAACGUCCUGAUCAACAAUGCAGGAAUAAUGGCCUGCCCACAGGGCAAAACUGCAGAUGGCUUCGAACUUCAAUUCGGCACCAACCAUCUAGCCCAUUUCUAUCUCUUCCACCAAGUCAAAGACGCCCUUCUGGCCUCGUCGACCCCGUCGUUCAACUCCCGCGUCAUCUCGGUCGCCUCGGCUGCCCACAGAUACGGUCCGCUCGACUUUGAUGAUCUCAACCGCGAGCGCACCGAGUACGUGCCGAUAAUCGACUACGGCCGAUCCAAGCUCGCCAACAUCUACUUUGCGAACGAACUGGACCGGCAAUAUCAGUCGCAGGAUCUACGAGCGUUUAGCCUGCAUCCAGGAGGAAUUCUCACGCCUCUCGCGAGACACCUGGCCAACACCCAAGACAUCUUGGACGAUCCCGGUCUGGUGAAGACGUUGAAGAAUCCCGCGCAAGGCGCCGCCACCACCGUCUGGGCCGCGGUGGCCAAAGAGUUGGAGCGCAAGGGAGGACUUUACCUUGACGAGGUCGCCGAAGCCGUGCCUACCCCGCCAGAUGCGCCCUAUUACGCCGGAGGCUACAGUCGAGACGCUUUCAACCCCGAGGCGGAGAAAAGGCUCUGGGCUGAAAGCCUGAGAUUGACAGGUUUGAGCGAGUGA